GAGCAGUCAAACCAACCUCUCCCGUAACCUUUUCAGCCCAUAAAACCAUUGUUACCUCGAGAGCAAAUUAAGAACCAAACUAACAUUUUGAACACGCAAAUAUUAUCCUCUCAAGAUAGAAAAAUAACAGAACACCAAAAACCCAAGCAAAAGAAAACCCCUAUGGAUUCAGUUGUUUCGGAGCUCGAGGGAACUCUUCUGAAAGGCCGAGACCCCUUCUCUUAUUUCAUGCUAGUAGCAUUUGAGGCAUCGGGUUUUCUUCGUUUUGCCUUUUUGUUGAUCUUAUGGCCUGUGAUUUGGUUACUGGAUAUGUUAGGGAUGGGAGAAUAUGGGCUCAAGCUAAUGGUCUUUGCUGCCAUUGCGGGUGUUAGUGAAUCGGAGAUUGAGUCGGUUGCAAGAGCAGUUUUGCCAAAGUUUUACUUGGAUGAUCUUGACAUGGAAGCAUGGAAGGUGUUUAGCUCAUAUGAUAAAAGAGUUGUAGUGACUAAGAUGCCAAGGAUCAUGGUUGAGAGGUUUGUGAAGGAGCAUUUGCGAGCCGAUGAGGUUAUUGGAAGUGAACUUGUGAUUAGCCGGUUUGGGUUCGCCACAGGAUUUGUUAAGGGCAACAUUAUUGAUUCUUAUAUUUCGAGUCGAGUCGCCAAACUGUUUAUUGACGAAAAACCUUGUCUUGGACUAGGAAGGGUUACUUCUUCAUUCCUAUCUUUAUGCAAGGAACAAAUACACCCCCCAUGCAUGACCGAUCAAAAGCAGCAUGAUCAUCAGCUCGUCCGUCCUCUCCCGGUCAUCUUUCAUGAUGGCCGCCUAGUCAAGCGUCCGACACCGUCCACGGCUCUCCUAAUCAUCCUAUGGAUGCCUAUAGGCAUCGUCCUCGCAGCAGUUCGAAUUCUAGUGGGAAUUAUGCUACCGAUGUGGGCUAAACCUUACUUGUCCAAGAUGUUGGGUGGCAAAGUUAUUGUGAAAGGCAAACCACCACCUCCCGCGUCCAGUGGCAAUAGCGGCGUGCUGUUUGUUUGCACCCACCGAACCCUGAUGGACCCUGUCGUCUUAUCUUCGGUGCUAAGACGUAAAAUCCCAGCAGUCACAUACUCCAUUUCAAGAUUAUCAGAGCUCUUAUCGCCAAUCCCCACCGUCCGAUUAACAAGGAUUCGCGAUGUGGAUGCUGAUCAAAUCAAACGAGAACUGGCCAGAGGUGACCUUGUGGUUUGUCCAGAAGGAACAACUUGUAGAGAACCAUUCCUAUUGAGAUUUAGUGCACUUUUUGCUGAGUUAACUGACCAAAUAGUGCCAGUGGCAAUGAACUAUAGGGUUGGUUUUUUCCAUGCAACUACAGCUAGAGGAUGCAAAGCUUUGGACCCAAUAUUCUUCUUCAUGAAUCCUAGACCAGUUUACGAGGUGACUUUCUUGAGUCAGUUGCCGGUAGAAGCUACGUGCUCAUCUGGUAAAAGCCCACAUGAUGUUGCAAAUUAUGUCCAAAGAAUCUUAGCAGCUACGUUAGGAUUUGAAUGCACAAACUUCACCAGGAAGGACAAAUACAGGGUUCUUGCUGGGAAUGAUGGAACCGUAUCGCACACCUCCUUUGCUAAUCAACUUAAGAAGGUGGUGAGCACGUUCAAGCCCUUUUUUCACUAGCUAUGAUGACAUAUGAGAAUAAGAUUUGUCUUGUAUUUCUGCUUGAAUUCAUCUCUGGUUUCAUGUAUUCUUUUCUUUCUAUUUUUAAUUAUUGUUUAAUUUGUAAUUGUUGAA
This is a messenger RNA of Populus euphratica (Euphrates poplar), 1743 nucleotides long. Its product is annotated as glycerol-3-phosphate acyltransferase 5-like. Lineage: Eukaryota; Viridiplantae; Streptophyta; Magnoliopsida; Malpighiales; Salicaceae. The record is from RefSeq and is a predicted model, not a curated record. Gene Ontology annotation, biological process: cutin biosynthetic process. The transcript is spliced from 2 exons. Gene Ontology annotation, molecular function: glycerol-3-phosphate 2-O-acyltransferase activity; phosphatase activity. Gene Ontology annotation, cellular component: membrane. The coding region runs from base 163 to 1629 and encodes 488 amino acids.